AUGAGAGAAGCUUUUAUUGACAACAGUAAGAACGCUGCUAAACAGGCAAGUGCAGGCACAGACGGUCCAGGAUCAAAGGUAGCUGCGGCUAAUGGUGGCACUUCUUCGUUAAAGCGCAAAGUUGAUCCUGCUGUUAAAACGGGAUUUUCUUCAGGUCAAAGUAUUGAGUCCAAUCCAGGUAAUGGCGCUAUCAGCAGCGUAUUUGGUACCUCUAUGAACGACUUCAGUGCAUCUGAAACUAAAGGUGCCACUUUGGAUUGGUCAGAAUCGUUUCAUGGUUUAGGUAUUGCCCCCUUCAGCAAAGAAUCACAGAAAACACUCUCUGAGGAUAUUCCCGAAAAUGACAUUGAGAUCACACCUGAUGGAUUACUAUACCUACCAGAGAUCAAGUACAGAAGAAUGCUAAAUCGGUCAUUUGGUGCCGGUGGUUGGGGUCUUGCCCCAAGAUCUGAAACUCUUAUAUCUAAGAAUAAAUUUGGUGCUGGAGGAUUACUUACCAGAGAGUACGGAUUGGUGGUUCAAGGUAGAUUGGUUUCUGUUGCUAGAGGUGAACAGGCAUUUUUUGCCGAGAAUGGAGUCCCAACGGCUACAGAAGGUUGUAAGAGCAACGCUUUAAUGAGGUGCUGCAAAGAUUUGGGCAUAGCUUCAGAGUUAUGGGAUCCUAGAUUCAUCAAGCUAUUCAAAAAGAAGCGUUGUGAAAGUAUUUUCGUUGAGCACAUCCCAUCCAAGAAGAAGAAGAAGAUUUGGAAAAGGAAAGAUGAAGAUGUCGAAUAUCCGUAUAAGAGAUAG
Molecule: messenger RNA, 789 nt
Organism: Brettanomyces nanus
Lineage: Eukaryota; Fungi; Ascomycota; Pichiomycetes; Pichiales; Pichiaceae
Exons: 1
Coding region: 1-789 (262 amino acids)
Biological process (GO): recombinational repair; interstrand cross-link repair
Cellular component (GO): mitochondrial chromosome; mitochondrial nucleoid
Molecular function (GO): single-stranded DNA binding
Source: RefSeq, a predicted model, not a curated record